Cucumis sativus (cucumber) is the source of this 1787-nucleotide messenger RNA. RefSeq names its product flavonol 7-O-beta-glucosyltransferase UGT74F1. Gene Ontology annotation, molecular function: UDP-glycosyltransferase activity. The record is from RefSeq and is a predicted model, not a curated record. The coding region runs from base 41 to 1573 and encodes 510 amino acids. Lineage: Eukaryota; Viridiplantae; Streptophyta; Magnoliopsida; Cucurbitales; Cucurbitaceae. The transcript has 3 exons.
AAAACAAAAAUGAAAAGAUUGCUCCAUCCUAAUAUAAAAUAUGAAGUUGAAGUUAGAGUUUAGAUUGCUCCAUCCUAAUUGUCAACAACAAAAACCAACAAAUAUAAUCCAUAGCUAUAUUAAGUCUUUAGCUGCUCUCCAUUUUCUCCCUUCACUCAGAGAGAGAGAGAGAGAGAGAGAGAUAAGUGUUUCCAUUCCAAUGGGGGACGCCACUGACAGAGACCACCCUACACCUCAUAUCCUCAUCGUCACCUACCCAUCGCAGGGCCACAUCAAUCCAAUGCUUCAAUUCUCAAAGCACCUAUACAAACGAGGUCUCAAAAUCACCCUCAUCUUAACCAAUUUCAUCGCUCGCGUUUCUCACUCCCUUCCUCCUUUCCCCAUCCUCACCAUCUCCGAUGGUUACGACCACGGCGGUUUCGCCUCUGCCGAGUCCGCCCAAACCUACCUCGAUUCCUUCCGCCGAUUCGGUUCUCAGUCGCUGCGGGAGCUUCUCCGCCACCUUUCCUCCUCUGCUUCCCCUGCCGAUUGUCUCAUCUACGACAGCUUCCUCCCUUGGGUUCUGGAUGUUGCAAACGAGCUCCAGAUUGCUACGGCGGUGUUCUUCACCCAAUCGUGCGCUGUCGCUAACAUUUAUUACCACGUUCAUAAAGGAUUAAUCGAUUUACCACUUCCGAAUAGAGAAAUAGAGAUUCCUGGGUUGCCGUUAAUGAAACCGGCGGAAUUUCCGUCGUUUAUUUAUCAACUAGGAACAUAUCCUGCAUAUUACGAUCUGCUUGUGAAUCAGUAUGCGAAUGUUGAUAAAGCCGAUUGGAUUCUGUGCAAUACGUUUGAGGAGUUGGAGCGAGAGGUUUUGGAGUAUUUGAAGAAAAUAUGGCCGUCGAUUAGAGCGAUCGGACCGAGCAUUCCUUCAGGAUACUUGGACGGGAGGAUUGAAGGGGACAGAGAGUACGGGAUGAGUAUCUUAGAUCUGGAUGGCGAUGUUAGUCGGAAGUGGCUUGAGGGCCGCCGGAAAGGGUCGGUGGUUUAUGUGUCGUUUGGGAGUAUAGGGAAGGUAGCGGCGGAGCAAAUGGAGGAGAUGGCCGGAUGUUUAAAGAGCAUUGAUCGGCAAUUUCUAUGGGUGGUGAGACCAUCAGAGGUGGUGAAACUUCCAAAGAAUUUUAUGGUAGAAACGGAGGAAAAAGGACUAGUGGUUUCGUGGUGUCAACAAUUGGAGGUUCUAACGCACGAAGCAAUUGGAUGUUUCGUGACACACUGUGGUUGGAACUCCACAUUGGAGGGAGUUAGUUUGGGAGUUCCGAUGGUCACAGUGCCUGGAUGGACUGACCAAACAACAAACGCUAAGUUCAUCACCGAUGUCUGGAAAGUAGGUCUCAAAGCUCUUGCUAACAGCGACGGAGUUGUGAAACGAGAAGUUCUAUUGCAGUGCAUCGAGGAAGUGAUGGUUGGAGAAAGAGGCAGUGAGAUUAGACAAAAUGCCACCAUAUGGAAGACGAUGACCCAAAACACAUUUGAGUCUGGCGGAAGCUUCAACGGAGUUGUCGAUGAAUUUCUUGCUAAAAUGGUUAGAUGAAAUGUUCUUUUCUUUUUUUUAUCCUUGUACUAAUUAUUUUCAUUUUUGAAAAUAGGAGGAUGAAAAUGUACCAAAAUCUAAAAUUUACUUAAGCACACCUAUAUUUUGUUUCCAAAUUAGCUUGCCACCACACCCAUUUAGUCUAACUUUUGUUUAAAUUUUAUAGUUUUGCUUGUUCGAGACCUUUUUAAACACAAUCUUAAAAACUUAUUUU